Messenger RNA from Racocetra fulgida, 937 nucleotides. Lineage: Eukaryota; Fungi; Glomeromycota; Glomeromycetes; Diversisporales; Gigasporaceae. The record is from the annotation of a GenBank genome assembly.
AUGUCGGCCAUGAACAAGGAGCCAGAGUCUACUGUGUUGAACGAUUCGGCAACUCCAGAUAUAACCCAAACGAGUUUGGAGUCGAACCUUAAUCGUUUGUCAGUUGAAGCGUUAAGAUUUGUUUGUCGUGGAAUGGGCCUGUCGGAAACGGGCCAAAAACAGGAGAUCGUGUCCAGGUUAUUAAAGGAAAGUCGUAACAGAUUGGGCCGAGAGGACUCUGUUGAGGAUGCGGGUGUAACCGGAAAGGCAAAGGAAGCUCGGCCGCAGCUUUUGGGAAGCCAGGAUGAUACACUGUCGGAAGAACUAGAAGCCUUGUGGACAGGUGAUAGGGCACAACGCCCAGUUGUGGGAGAAAAUUCGCUAGGUGCCUACGGCAAACAAGGCUCAAUGGGUCAAGAUUUUUCACCGAGUUAUGUGUGGGAAAGGAAGCCGCUUAGUUACGGAACAGAAUUGGGACCGCUGCUCGUAGAUGACAUUGAACGAAGGAGUGUUUGGACCAAGCGGGAGUUGACUAAGCAGCGUAACCAGUGUGAAUACAAUGAGUGGUGUAGGGCAGUAGUGUUAAUGGAUAAGGCAUUAGCCUCGGGCGAUGUGAACUACAUUCGUAUGGCAAGGCAGGUCGCUAUGGAAAGGGCCUAUGUUGUAAGGGUGGCCGAUGAGGAUGGUUGGAAGGUUGCUGCGAAAAUGGCGAAUGUGGAUGGGUUGGAUCCAAUGACGGAGUUGGAACACAAAGUAAGGAACCUCUGUGAUCUGACGAAGGGAAGCGCAGUUCGGUUAAUUGUGGAAGGAAUUAAAAGGUCUCAGGCUCUGGUUAAAACGGAGGCUAGGUGGCCAAGGGACCCGUUACCGGUAGCAGUGGUUAAGCGUUACAUUAUGUAUCCACCGCCAGGGAUCAGUAUGGUAAUGUGGGCUCGUGAUAUAGCCUUGGUCGCUUUAG